This is a messenger RNA of Heteronotia binoei (common prickly gecko), 3338 nucleotides long. It is a transcript of the gene RBBP5, whose product is annotated as RB binding protein 5, histone lysine methyltransferase complex subunit. The record is from RefSeq and is a predicted model, not a curated record. Gene Ontology annotation, molecular function: protein binding. The transcript is spliced from 14 exons. Gene Ontology annotation, cellular component: Set1C/COMPASS complex. NCBI's taxonomy places the organism in Eukaryota, Metazoa, Chordata, Lepidosauria, Squamata, Gekkonidae. Bases 92 to 1711 code for a protein of 539 amino acids.
GUCAGGCAGGAAUGGGACGCCCUCUUUGGAGUGAGGACCUCUGGGUCCUUCGUUCUGGAGCGGGCUCGGAAAGAGGGAGAGAGUGGCCGAGAUGAACCUGGAGCUGCUCGAAUCCUUUGGGCAGAAUUAUCCAGAGGAAGCUGAUGGCACAUUGGACUGUAUUAGUAUGGCCCUUACCUGUACUUUUAACAGGUGGGGCACUCUUCUAGCAGUGGGAUGUAAUGAUGGACGAAUUGUCAUCUGGGACUUCUUGACCAGAGGCAUAGCAAAAAUCAUAAGUGCCCACAUCCAUCCAGUCUGUUCAUUAUGUUGGAGUCGAGAUGGUCACAAAUUGGUGAGUGCAUCAACUGAUAAUAUGGUAUCUCAGUGGGAUGUUCUGACUGGUGACUGUGACCAGAGGUUUCGGUUUCCUUCCCCUAUCCUAAAGGUCCAGUACCAUCCCCGAGAUCAGAACAGGGUGUUGGUAUGUCCAAUGAAGUCAGCUCCAGUCAUGCUAACAUUGUCUGAUUCAAAACAUGUCAUCCUGCCAGUGGAUGAUGAUUCUGAUCUAAAUGUGGUGGCUUCUUUUGACCGGCGAGGAGAAUAUAUUUAUACAGGAAAUGCCAAAGGGAAGAUUUUGGUCUUAAAGACGGACACUCAGGACCUUGUUGCCUCUUUCAGAGUAACCACAGGCACCAGCAACACUACGGCCAUUAAAUCCAUAGAAUUUGCACGGAAAGGAAGUUGCUUUCUAAUAAAUACAGCUGAUCGAAUAAUCAGAGUCUAUGAUGGUCGGGAAAUUUUGACCUGUGGUAGAGAUGGAGAACCAGAGCCAAUGCAGAAACUUCAGGACUUAGUGAACAGAACACCUUGGAAGAAAUGCUGUUUCUCUGGUGAUGGGGAAUAUAUUGUUGCAGGAUCAGCACGUCAGCAUGCUUUAUACAUCUGGGAGAAGAGCAUUGGAAACCUAGUGAAAAUCCUUCAUGGCACUAGAGGGGAGCUGUUGUUGGAUGUAGCAUGGCAUCCUGUCCGACCUAUCAUUGCUUCCAUUUCCAGUGGCGUGGUAUCCAUUUGGGCUCAAAAUCAAGUGGAAAACUGGAGUGCCUUCGCUCCUGAUUUUAAGGAACUGGAUGAAAAUGUAGAGUAUGAAGAGCGGGAAUCUGAGUUUGAUAUAGAAGAUGAAGAUAAGAGUGAACCAGAACAGACAGGUGCUGAUGCAGCAGAGGAUGAGGAAGUGGAUGUAACCAGUGUAGACCCCAUAGCUGCUUUCUGUAGCAGUGAUGAAGAACUGGAAGACUCCAAAGCUUUGUUGUAUUUGCCUAUUGCUCCUGAAGUGGAAGACCCAGAAGAAAACCCUUAUGGCCCUCCACCAGAUGCAGUUCAGACUGCCAUACCUGAUGAGGGAAUAGGCUCUGAAAAGAAGAGACAGUCACUGUCUGAUGGACCUCAGCCACCAAAGAAGAAACCCAAAACAACCAAUAUAGAACUACAGGGAGUACCUAAUGAUGAAGUCCAUCCGCUGCUGGGUGUGAAGGGAGAUGGUAAAUCCAAGAAGAAGCAAGCAGGCAGGCCUAAAGGAUCAAAAGGUAAAGAGAAAGAUUCUCCAUUUAAACCGAAACUCUACAAAGGGGACAGAGGUUCUUUACCUCUGGAAGGAGCAGCGAAGGGUAAAGUGCAGGCGGAGCUGGGACAGCCCUUGCCAGCAGGUGGUGGGAUCUCAGAACUCUUAUGAAGACAUCCUCUACCCUACCUACCUUUUCAUUUUUUGUCUUGGUACCAUAAUGUGGAUUAAAAUCAAGAUGGUCUGUCAUAAUAGUGAACUGACCUUAAGUUAAUAUGGUAGGGACAAGGAACCAUGCUGCCUAUGGAUACAGGGAACGACUUUUUUUAAAAAAGAUGCAAAUUGUGGAAGAGGAAAAUUUGCUCCCUCUGAACCUCUCCUCUUGCUAACCAUGAAAGAAGGUGCUGACUCUCAGGAAAGAAGGUUUGUAUAGAACCUGGUGGAACUGCUUUCAGCUUGAAGCUUCCUAAUUGUAAAGAGUCCCAACACAGGACAAGGAAAUCACUAUGCUGUCUUUCAUUAUGUUUCUUUUACAUAAUCUGUAUGAAGAAGAUUAAUCCAGAUAUUUUGUUUCCACAAAUACCUGUCACAGUGCUGUGGAUCCUGAGUACAUUUCUACCGUGUUGUCGCUAAUUGAAGUGGAUUAUUGCGUGCCUCAUUAUUUUAUCUGUUACACACUCUGGCUUGCAGUAGUUGGUAGAUAUGCUGUUAAUGCUGAGAUUCCCUUUGUAUAACUUUGAAGGGGGAUUGCCUUCCAAGUUGCCCUUCCAUUUGUAUGCAUUUGGAAUAGACAGUUGGGAUCAAGAAGCCUGCAGAGAAUGACCAGAUUACACAAGGGUUUUUCAGGGAAUGGGUAUUCACUGCAAGAACUGAGGAGUGGGGGAGAGAGUGAUAAGCAGCCAUAAAUCUAGAUAGAGCAGGGAGGGCCUUGGAUGUGGCAUGCAGCCAAAGCACAAGUGACUUGUACUUUUCACCAUGCUUUUUGCAUCUCAUGCACACCAUAGAAAUGAACACAUCUCCUAUAGGGAGAUGCUUGGUCACCUCACACUUUGAGAUCUAUCUACAAGAGAUAAGAGUACCUCUAGAGUGCAGAUGAGACAUUGAAGCAUGGCCAUAGAAGGUACGAGUUACCCUUUUCUUGUGCAUUUGACUUCUAUCACUUGGCCUAUGCAAGAAAGCACUGGCCUAUGCAUCUUCAUUUUCUGCUGUUUGUUGUUUCGUACAAAGUUGUAGCCAUUUCCUAAUUUGUGAAAAUAAUUUCCCCUUCAGAAUAGAAGAGUAAAAGCUCCUUUCCCCAGGUGUAGAAAAUAAUCUAACAAAAUCCAGAAAAAUUUCUUCCUUAAGAGCUCCCAAGGGCUAGAGGAGGUUUAAAUGUUGAAGAAUGGGUACUUAAUUUCCAGCUGCAAAUAAGUGUUUUAAUUCUAGUGCUUUUCCUUUCUGCAUGUUGUGCCUCAAGGCCUCUCUUCCUCCACUGAAACCUAACAUUAUAAAUUUAAUGAUAUCCCCAACUUCAGCCUGCCUUGAUCUAGUCCUGCCACCCACAGUCUGACAAUUCACCCAAAGACCUGAAGGCUGCUGUUCUACAGGGGGAGGGAGAUGGACUCCAGCCUUCUUCCACAAGAUUCUCCACCUCAUUUUCCAUGGUUUAUUUUCUUACACAUUUUAAAAAUUAUUUAGAUAAUGCAAUAUUUUGUACAAAAACCAUACAGAUGACCAUUGCCUGCUAGUUAUUUGUAAAGUGGUGCUGUGAUGUUAGCUUCUGUGUUUGUAAAUAAAGAGGUAUGUUUUAUUUCUUAAA